Oldenlandia corymbosa var. corymbosa is the source of this 873-nucleotide messenger RNA. Lineage: Eukaryota; Viridiplantae; Streptophyta; Magnoliopsida; Gentianales; Rubiaceae. The record is from the annotation of a GenBank genome assembly.
AUGAACAUUGGAAUUGGAGUGCCUCUCCAAGUUCAACCACCAGCUGCUCCUAACAAUAACCAACUGAACCCCAUUAACAGCUAUGGAGCAGCUACUUAUGGUAAUGGUGGUGGUAGUAAUGCUGCUGUUUGUGGUGGAGGAGCAGCCGAUAGCGGGGAGUGCAUGGUGAGGGAGCAAGACAGGUUUAUGCCGAUAGCGAAUGUGAUAAGGAUCAUGAGGAAGACACUGCCAGCGCAUGCGAAGAUAUCUGAUGAUGCCAAGGAAACCAUUCAGGAAUGCGUGUCAGAGUUCAUAAGCUUCGUCACAGGAGAAGCCAAUGAGCGGUGCCAGAGGGAGCAGAGGAAGACCAUCACCGCGGAGGAUGUGCUGUGGGCGAUGAGCAAGCUGGGCUUUGAUGACUACAUUGAGCCUUUGACCCUCUAUCUCCAUCGCCACAGGGAGUUUGAUGCUGCUGCUGCCCCUGGAGAUCAUCAUCAUCAUAGGGCUGGGGGCGGCCCAUCAUCCGAUGCCCUACUAGGGAAACGAACUGCUUCUGUUGCUGCUGGUGGUGGCGAACAUCAUCCACCCACCUUAGGCAUUGGCCUUGCCCCCCCUGCAGGGACGUCCACCACCACCACCUGCUAUGGAGGACCACCCCCACCCCCUAUGCAUUUUCUUCGGCACCACCACUCGGCCGCCCCUGCUGGAUUCUUUACUCCUCCUCCUCCUCCUCCGGCCAGGUUUCUCAGCGGCAGCAGCAGCAAGAUUAACAAUAAUCAUUCUUUGUCCAACGGUAACACUGGAGAAGGGCCUUCUUCCAGCAGCUCCCAGAGUGUUGUGGUAGCAGUGGAUAACGGGGAGGAUCAUCAAGACAUUGGACAGUGCAACAAGUAG